Messenger RNA from Prunus armeniaca (apricot), 1212 nucleotides. The record is from the annotation of a GenBank genome assembly. Lineage: Eukaryota; Viridiplantae; Streptophyta; Magnoliopsida; Rosales; Rosaceae.
AUGAGCGCACCGUUUGGAGACCCGAUCGCUUCUAAUUCCAGUGCCGCCGGAGCUCAGCCUAACAAGGAGCCAAAAAUGGCGUCAGCUGAGCAAUUGGUCCUCGAACUCAGUAACCCUGAUCUUCGUGAAAAUGCCCUCCUUGAACUCUCGAAGCUGGAACCUGUUUUGUGUUUCUGGAUUUGGAAUAGUAUAGUGGUUGCUGAGAGUAUAUCUCACAUGCGGGAUGUAAGGCCUUGCAUUGCAUCGUGGGCCUCUCCACCUGUUUCCAAUUGGUUUUGGGUUGGAUGCUCUAGUUCUGUCAUGUAUCUGUCGGGCCCAACGGCUACACAUGCUCCCGUGUCGAUUGAUAUCUGUGUCACACUGCACUUGAGGGUGUGUGUUGAGAGUAUAAAUCGCAGAAGAGAGAAUUAUUUCAAGAUUUGGCUCCAUUGUUGUUGGAAUUCUUUUGGUACUAUUGCUGCUCUGCAGGAGAUAGUUUCAAUUUACCCUGUUCUGUCACCACCAAAUUUAACUCCUGCUCAAUCAAAUCGAGUUUGCAAUGCUCUAGCUCUUCUUCAGUGUGUGGCUUCUCACCCAGACACAAGAAUGUUAUUCCUCAAUGGUAAUAACCUUUAUUUUGUUUACAUUCGAAGGCUUCAAAUUUCCUUCUUAGUGUGCUGCUCAUAUACCCUUAUAUUGUACCCUUUCCUUAAUACAACAAGCAAGUCAAGGCCUUUCGAGUACUUGAGGCUUACUAGCUUAGGUGUCAUUGGUGCCUUAGUGAAGGUCGAUGAUACAGAAGUGAUUAGUUUUCUUCUGUCAACAGAAAUAAUUCCACUGUGCCUGCGCACUAUGGAAAUGGGUGGCCACAUUUAUUGUUCAAAAGAUUUGUUAGAUGAUGUGGGCUUGGAUUAUAUUUGUACUACAGCUGAGCGGUUUUUUGCAGUAGGUCGAGUCUUGGGAACCAUGGUAGCAUCACUUGCUGAGCAGCAUUCAUCGCGCUUAUUAAAACAUAUUAUCCGAUGUUAUCUUCGAUUGUCAGAUAACGCAAGGGCUUGUGAUGCUUUAAGAAGUUGUCUUCCAGAGGCAUUAAGAGAUGCUACCUUCAGUGGUUGCCUUCGUGAAGAUCCAACUACAAGGAGAUGGCUGCAGCAGUUGCUUCACAAUGUUGCGGUUAGUCGGGUUCCUGCACUUCAGGCCGGAGGAGGGUUUGAUCAUAUGAUGGUGAACUAA